AUGGUUCUUGACAUACUAUUUCGAAAUUCUCUCAUAGCAUGGUUGCUGUGUGUGGUCUUCCUUCUCAGCAUUGGCAUAGCGUUUCUUGAAGCAGCAUACCCCGGCAUUUUACCAUGGCCAAUUGCUGACGCUCUCUCUGGUGCCAUCAACAUCUACUUGAAAUGGCUCUAUCCAAUUAAGAGUGUGGAUGGGAGAACAGAUCUCCCAACAUGCUCUUACCGCUGGCCAAACGGACAGGGAGAUGUUGGCAAAUUCCUGGAUGGUAUUGAGAACAGCUCUCUUUGGGAGAAACGACAUGGUCCUGUCUACAGAAUUUGGAGUGGUUUAAAGUCAGAAGUCGUUCUCACUUCUCCGGGUCAGCUACAGGCUGUUUUUCAGGACUCUGAUAAACAUAUAAAAGCUGUCAAUAAUAACUCUGGAUUUCUCAUGGGUGAAUUACUAGGCCAAUGUGUCGGCCUGAUAAGCCCUCCGCACUGGCAAAAAGUGAGGUCAAUCACAGAGGUGCCAUUCCGUCACCAAGCUACUGCAACUAAAGUUUCGGAUAUUUGGCAGUUUGUACGGGAUCAUUUUGAUGUUCUCGAAAAGACGUCCGAUUUGAGUCGUGGUUUGAUUCACCCCGCUCAAGAUAUGAAGAUGCUGCCAUUUUGGGUGGUUUGCUAUUUCUUCUAUGGCAAGCUAUCAACAAACCUCAUCGAAGAAUUAAGAAGUUUAGCUCCAACUCGAGAAGAAUUGAUGAAGCAUGUGAUUCGUGGUGGCAUCUCACGAUUCACUUUGUCGAGAUAUCUUCCCACUCAAGCAAAUAAAGACUUGCUCGUAUUCAAAGGACGUUGGCAGAAAUUUAACCGCGAGGCGGCCAGCUACGCACGUCGCAAUCACCCGAAAGGCGGGGACAUUGUACCUAUUGUUCAAAUGUUCGAAGCUGUUCAACGGGGUGAAAUUUCAGAGGAGCAACUCCUUCAGACAUUAGACGAGGCACUAUAUGCCAAUCUUGAUGUGACGACUGGAGGACUCUCCUGGAACCUGGUAUUCCUAGCAGCUUAUCCCGAUUGUCAACAAAAGCUACGCGAAGAGGUACAAACAAUGGUAGCUGAUGAAGCUAAAUUCGACAAUUACCUUCGCUCUCAGUCUACAUACCUACAGGCAUGUAUCUUGGAAUCCAGUCGCCUCAAACCUUUAGCCGCAUUUUCUGUUCCUCAGUCCGCCCCUACAGCUCGACUUGUAGAUGGCUUCGUUAUCCCUGCUAAUACAAGCUUUGUGGUUGACUCGUACUCUCUAAAUGUCCGCAACGAGUACUGGGCUCCAGACAAUGAGACUUAUCGACCAGAACGGUUCCUGGCUCGGAAAAAUAUAGACUUAAGGUACCUCUUUUGGAGGUUUGGCUUUGGACCUCGCCAGUAA
Ophidiomyces ophidiicola is the source of this 1398-nucleotide messenger RNA. RefSeq lists its product as uncharacterized. The record is from RefSeq and is a predicted model, not a curated record. The transcript is spliced from 3 exons. Gene Ontology annotation, molecular function: oxidoreductase activity, acting on paired donors, with incorporation or reduction of molecular oxygen; monooxygenase activity; heme binding. NCBI's taxonomy places the organism in Eukaryota, Fungi, Ascomycota, Eurotiomycetes, Onygenales, Onygenaceae. The coding region runs from base 1 to 1398 and encodes 465 amino acids.